CAAGCCAAAAAACAAGGGUUCUUGCUCCGACACGACAACAAAUCCAGAUUCUGAGCUUUUUAGGGAAGCUUGAGAAGAGAACUUUUAGAGAAAAAUGUCGAACAUAGACAUUGAAGGGAUCUUGAAGGAGCUACCUAAUGAUGGGAGGAUCCCAAAGACGAAGAUAGUUUGCACUUUAGGACCAGCUUCUCGCACUGUUUCUAUGAUCGAAAAGCUUUUGAAAGCCGGUAUGAAUGUGGCUCGCUUCAACUUCUCACAUGGAAGCCAUGAAUACCAUCAAGAGACACUCGACAACCUCCGCACCGCUAUGCAUAAUACAGGCAUUCUCGCUGCUGUCAUGCUUGAUACUAAGGGACCUGAGAUUCGUACUGGUUUCUUGAAAGAUGGGAACCCUAUACAACUGAAGGAAGGUCAAGAGAUUACUAUAACCACUGAUUAUGACAUUAAGGGAGACGAGUCAACGAUAUCCAUGAGCUAUAAAAAGCUGCCUUUGGAUGUGAAGCCCGGAAACACCAUACUCUGUGCAGAUGGAAGCAUAAGUCUAGCUGUCUUGUCAUGUAAUCCUGAGUCUGGAACGGUUAGGUGCCGGUGUGAAAACUCGGCGAUGCUUGGUGAAAGAAAGAAUGUGAAUCUUCCUGGCGUUGUUGUUGAUCUUCCCACUUUGACAGAUAAGGAUAUUGAAGAUAUUCUCGGUUGGGGUGUUCCGAACAGCAUCGAUAUGAUUGCUCUUUCGUUUGUCCGUAAAGGUUCGGAUCUUGUUAAUGUCCGGAAGGUUCUUGGAUCUCAUGCUAAAAGCAUAAUGCUGAUGUCGAAGGUUGAGAACCAGGAAGGAGUGAUUAACUUUGAUGAGAUCUUGCGUGAAACAGAUGCGUUCAUGGUUGCCCGUGGUGAUCUCGGGAUGGAGAUUCCAAUAGAGAAGAUCUUCUUGGCGCAAAAGUUGAUGAUCUACAAGUGUAACCUUGCGGGUAAACCGGUGGUCACAGCUACUCAGAUGCUGGAGUCAAUGAUCAAAUCACCUCGGCCAACCCGAGCUGAAGCCACAGAUGUUGCAAAUGCUGUUCUUGAUGGCACUGACUGUGUGAUGCUUAGCGGUGAGAGUGCAGCAGGAGCUUAUCCUGAAAUAGCUGUGAAAGUCAUGGCAAAGAUCUGCAUUGAAGCCGAAUCCUCGCUUGAUUAUAACACAAUCUUCAAAGAGAUGAUCCGAGCAACUCCGCUUCCAAUGAGCCCACUCGAGAGUCUUGCGUCAUCCGCUGUACGGACUGCUAACAAAGCGAGGGCGAAACUCAUCAUUGUGUUGACACGUGGAGGUUCAACCGCUAACCUUGUGGCUAAAUACAGACCGGCUGUUCCGAUUCUGUCAGUGGUUGUCCCGGUCAUGACCACUGAUUCCUUUGACUGGGCUUGUAGUGACGAGUCACCUGCAAGACAUAGUCUGAUAUACAGAGGUCUAAUCCCUAUGUUGGCUGAAGGAUCUGCAAAGGCAACAGACAGUGAAGCCACGGAAGUUAUCAUUGAAGCUGCUCUGAAGUCGGCUACACAAAGAGGACUGUGCAACCAUGGUGAUGCAGUCGUGGCACUACACCGUAUUGGAGCUGCCUCAGUUAUUAAGAUCUGUGUGGUAAAGUGAGAUUUCAGACUUCUUUCAAUAUCUCAAACCUUGGCUCCUGAUGAUUGUUGGUAAUCGUAACUGAGAGUUUGGUUUGUAGUAUGAAAUAAUGUAAACAGGUCACAAUAGUUCCUGAAUCUCUGUUACUUUUAAGACAUCUAUCUCCCUUUUUUUCUAUUUAGUAUUUCAAGAUUAUGGGUCAAAGUCUGCUUCUUAUGGCUCAGUGCUGACCUUUGCAUGUAUAACACUGUUUUCUUCAUAAGCUUUGCUUAUAAAAGAUUAAGCUUUAA
Molecule: messenger RNA, 1896 nt
Organism: Arabidopsis arenosa
Lineage: Eukaryota; Viridiplantae; Streptophyta; Magnoliopsida; Brassicales; Brassicaceae
Source: the annotation of a GenBank genome assembly